AUGGCUAGAUCCAAGCAGAAUGAUCACGUGCGACACCUCGGCCUGCUUAAUGGCAUUGCGCUGGUUCUCGGAAUCCAGAUUGGAUCAGGGCUUUUCUCAUCUCCAUCACUAGUGGUUCGCAACACUGGAUCUGAGCAAGUCGCCCUCCUGGUCUGGAUCGCGGCAGGUUUGCUCGCGUGGACAUGUGCCAGUGUCUACAUCGAACUUGGGAUUCGUCUCCCGUACAAUGGCGGGCCUCAAGAAUAUCUGUCUCAUUGCUUCAGCGACACUUUUGAUUGCGUUGCUUCAUGGGCUACGAUUUUCAUAAUCAAACCGUGUUCAGCUGCGAUGCUGUCUCUAGUCAUUGCCGAGCACAUAUGCAACGCCAUCCACUCGGCACAAUCGGACUAUCUUAAGUACCCUCUGGCCUUUAUGCUGAUCACAUUCGUCGCGGCUAUAAACUGUAUCAGCAACCGAGCCAGUCAUGCCACGACGAAGGCUGCCCUGACUUGUAAGAUUUUGGGAAUCAGCACCAUUGUCCUGUCCGGUCUUGCGUACUUCUCAUCUCAGGGUGGGCUUCCACAACCCAAAUCCGGUCACGAGGCUUCACAAAUGCCGAGGCAUCUAGGAAAUUAUAGAGAUGCUGUGCUGUCUGCAAUGUGGGCUUACUCGGGGUGGGAAACAUUGUCUUUCGUCGGUGGGGAGCUAAAAGACUCUUCCCGCAACACAUCCCGGGUCAUCAACAGUUCAAUGACAGCAGUCCUCAUUCUUUACUGCCUGGUCAAUCUCGCGUAUUUUUCAGUCUUGUCAAUGACGGAGAUUGUAUCGUCCAACACCAUCGCACUGGUAAGGCUGAAAAUGGCUUCCUUUAGUCUUGCCAAGAUGAUUCUCUCGACACAACGACAGAGUAUGACGGCCUCCACCCUCGAAUAUCUGGUCUGUCUGAGAUUCUGGUGGAAGAACGGGCCUCUCAACAACCCAGAGAGAGUCUAA
Molecule: messenger RNA, 972 nt
Organism: Exophiala oligosperma
Lineage: Eukaryota; Fungi; Ascomycota; Eurotiomycetes; Chaetothyriales; Herpotrichiellaceae
Exons: 2
Coding region: 1-972 (323 amino acids)
Biological process (GO): amino acid transmembrane transport
Cellular component (GO): membrane
Molecular function (GO): L-amino acid transmembrane transporter activity
Source: RefSeq, a predicted model, not a curated record